UCGACUCCGUAACAUCACCACGCGCGCGGCCGCAACUUCUGUUAACCUCCUCUCGUCUCCCCCUUCCACGAUGAGGCUGCGUCCUCUGCCGUCGAGGAGGCGACGUUGGCGUGGUCCUCCGGCUAUGGGGGUACGGACCAAGCGUGGUCCUAUUCCUCCGGAGGGGACGAUCACCAGUAUAGCUUACAAAUUGGGGAACCACGGGCUGAUUCUGCUGCUGUUGGAGACACCCUCGGGCUUUGCAAUUCUAUCUUUCGAUGGGGUCCAGCUCUAUCUACCAGGCGCCAAGGAGAAUAUCUGGUCGAACUUCGGAGCAGAAUAUAUGGCGCGAUAUAUUGUUUGGCUCAAACAAUUCAAGAAGUUCAAGGACAAGUCCAGCGCCAUUAGAUCUGACACUAGUGUUUGCAGAAGGCUGUCUAAGUUCAUCAAGAGGUGGCGCCGUCCUGGGCAGAUGUUAGUUGUUGGGAAACCUGAGUAUAAAACAAUCAUAGAAGCGAGCAUGGGCAUACCUUGCAUUUUCGAUGAAACUGUGAUGGAGGUGAUGUGGGGCGUGAAGCAUAUCAUGCAUAGUCUAGUGCCUAUGGAAAAAUCAGAGCUGACUAAGGAGGAACGCCUCCCCAUGAGUCAAGGACUAAUAAUGUUCCUGAAUCGUAAAGGCUUCGAUGUCAAACCAGAGAUGGUCAAUGAAUGUAUUGUUCUGUCAGCAUGUGCCUUGUAUGAUUGCGAUGAAAUCAAGAAGAAACAUGAUGCGUCCUUGAGGCGUGCCGGUGAGCAACUUAAGGAUGUGUCUGGCAUCAACACCCAGGGCUGGAGCUUACUGAAACUUUCAACAGCUCUGAUGCUCAUAUGUUUCUCCGAAGAAGAAAUUCUAGUUGGUGAACCGGAAGAGAUUUUUACAGCUGAGGAGCUAUCGAAUUUCCAGGAUGAUGCACACGAAUAUGACGACAAGAUCUCAAAGUACCCAUGCCGAAGAAUCUAUGAAGAACUAGUGUGUGCCUUUGAAGCUAGAGCAGCGAAUAGAAUACUUUUGACCUCCUUGGUUAAGGAGGCAAGCGUGUGUUUCUCUCCGGUACCCGAAGCUUGCAAAGUACAGCCAUCGCAUAUAGCUAAGAAUAGCAUCAAUUCAUUCGAUAACCCGCCGAGAAAAUUUGUAAUGCCGGCUCCUGCUAUUGAGCAAGUUUGUAGAACAAAGAAGACCGUGCAGCCCUCCAGAUGGGUGCGGAUGCUUUCCAACGUGAAGCUCUUGCCUCACAUGCUCACGGUUUUCAUGAAGCGGGGGCUCGGAUCCUGCAGAUUGCUGCAGGAGAUCAUGACGAAGGUACAUCGCUGGAGGAAGAUGAAGCUGUUGACAUGCAGGAAGAUUGAGAAUGUUGGUGGUACAGCUUGCUAAUACAGAGAAGAAGGUCAAGAAGUCCAUCAGCUUCGAGAUCCACGGCAGAUCGAGUGAAGUUGGCGACCAACAUGAAUCCACCGGUGCAAGCAUCGUCGAUUCUAUCGACCGACGCGAGGGUUCGCGAUUGUUUUUCUAUUUUCUUUUUGAUUGAGGGUUAGCGAUUGACUGGCUGUCUUUUUUUCUUUUAGAAACACCUGUAAUUUUACUG
Molecule: messenger RNA, 1601 nt
Organism: Triticum aestivum (bread wheat)
Lineage: Eukaryota; Viridiplantae; Streptophyta; Magnoliopsida; Poales; Poaceae
Exons: 7
Coding region: 71-1390 (439 amino acids)
Cellular component (GO): box C/D methylation guide snoRNP complex; small-subunit processome
Molecular function (GO): snoRNA binding
Source: RefSeq, a predicted model, not a curated record